This is a messenger RNA of Spirodela intermedia, 912 nucleotides long. The record is from the annotation of a GenBank genome assembly. Lineage: Eukaryota; Viridiplantae; Streptophyta; Magnoliopsida; Alismatales; Araceae.
AUGUCUGCUCCCAGCGACCCGCCAGCGGCGGCUCCCAUCGCCAUUGUCGGGCCGCAGUUUUGCGCCCCCUAACCCGUAGAUCUCAUCGUAACGAAGAAGCUCCUCAGCCUCACCGAUGGCGACUUCACCGUGAAGGAUGUGGAGGGGAACGAUGUGUUCCGGGUGAAGGGCGUGAUUUUCAGCAUGCGGGGCAAGCGAGUGCUGGAGGACGCCGUCGGCAACCCCCUAAUCACCAUGCAGCAAAAGGUGAGGUUUUUGCACAGUCUCGUUUAUUUUCCAUCGAUUCGUUCCCCAAUCAAGUCAGAUUGAGAUUAGGUUUUCGAGCCCCAGCCGCUGGGGAGGACGGAAGUAUUUAUCGACCCGUUGUCUCCAGUUGUGGUCGGCCCACAGCUGGUGGAAUGUCUUCAGGGGAGACAGCAUCGAUGACAGUGAUCUCUUGUUCACCGCGAAGAGGUCCUCCCUGUUCCAGCUGAAGACCAAGUUGGACGUCUUCCUGGCGGCCAACACGAAGGACGACGUCUGCGAUUUCAGGGUGAAGGGGAGCUACCUUGAGAGUUCCUGCAUCAUUUACCAGGGGGAUUCCUCUGUCAUCGUCGCCCAGGUAAACUACCUUUCCCCCCGCAACUCUCUCUCUAUCGCUCUCCGCCGUAGGACACCAAUUUGGGUAAAAUCUAAUGGGAGGGGGUCCGGCGAAACUCCCUGCAGAUGAAGAAGUACACGGUGAAGAGCAUGAUUCUGGGAAAGGACAGCUUCGGGGUGACCAUCUAUCCGAACGUUGACCACGCCUUCAUCGUCGCCCUCAUCGUUAUCCUCGACGAAAUCAACAAGGAGUCAGGCGGAGGAAGCUCGAUUGAUACUUUCGUAGCAUGUGUACACAAUGUUAAAUCCCUUGACAACGUGUGUAAAAGUUGA